GGGUGAGACCAUUUGAAAUCGCAAAACCGUUCAGUAAAUUACAGUUAGUACCGUUAUGUUUAAUUAAACGUUGAACAUCGUUCCGUCGUACUGAAUGCACCCCUGUGUCCUAGUUGUGGGUUUUUGGGUGGGUUUGCGAGCGCACAACCCAGACAGGCACCAAAUCACAACGGACUUCCCCAUUCUGUGCUAGGCAGCUACAUGCAAGUUACGGUAGUAGGGUCUGUAAUCAUUGGCAAGGAUGACCGAAAGCUCCGCAAACAAGCCGGCGAAUGGAGAAGUUUGUCACCGAGCGAAGAACGGAGUUAAACCGGGCAGAAACGGCUUCGUAAAAAACCAUCACCAUAACCAUCAUCAGCAGCCGAUGUACUGCUAUCCCGAGGACAAGGUGCAGCACACGGCGUGUAAUGGCAGCAGCGGUCUGGGCCUGUACAGCCGUCCCUUCAUCGAGUCUUUUGAGGAAACACCCAUGCUGGUGGCGGUCCUCACCUACAUGGGCUACGGCAUCCUCACCAUCUUCGGAUACCUCCGAGACUUCCUCCGGGACUGGAAAAUCGAGAGGUGUCACAUUGCCCGUGAGAGGGAGGAGCAGAAGGACUUUGUCCCACUUUACCAGGACUUUGAGAACUUUUACACCAGGAACUUAUAUAUGCGCAUCCGUGACAGUUGGAACCGACCCAUCUGCAGUGUCCCGGGGGCUAAGGUGGACCUGGUGGAACGUGUGUCACACGACUACAACUGGACCUUUGACUACACAGGCAGAGUGGUUGAAGGUGUGAUAAACAUGGGUUCUUAUAACUACCUGGGCUUUGCUGAGAACACAGGUUAUUGUGCCGACGCAUCCGCUGAGGUCACCAUGAAGUAUGGGGUGGGCGUGGCCAGCACCAGGCAGGAGAUGGGUAACUUAGACAGACAUGAGGAGAUGGAGGAGCUGGUUGCUAAAUUCCUGGGCGUGGAGUCGGCCAUGGCUUUCGGGAUGGGCUUCGCUACGAAUUCGAUGAACAUCCCUGCCCUCACUGGCAAGGGCUGUCUAAUCCUAAGUGAUGAGCUGAACCAUGCUUCUCUGGUCCUGGGAGCCAGGUUGUCUGGGUCCACCAUCCGAGUCUUCAAACACAACAACAUGCAGAGUCUGGAGAAGAUGUUGAGAGACGCCAUAGUCCACGGCCAGCCCAGAACACACAGGCCAUGGAAGAAGAUCCUCAUACUGGUAGAGGGAAUAUACAGUAUGGAAGGCAGUAUAGUACGUCUACCUGAAGUCAUAGCUCUGAAGAAGCGCUACAGGGCCUAUCUUUACCUGGAUGAGGCCCACAGUAUUGGGGCUCUGGGGCCGGGGGGCCGAGGUGUGGUCGACUACUUUGGUCUGGACCCCCGAGACGUGGACGUCAUGAUGGGGACGUUCACCAAGAGCUUCGGCGCUGCGGGGGGCUACAUUGGAGGCAGGAGGGAGUUGAUGGAGUACCUGCGUUCCCACUCUCACAGUGCGGUGUACGCCGCAUCUAUGUCACCUCCUGUCGUGGAGCAGAUCAUCGCUUCUAUGAAGUGCAUUAUGGGGGAGGACGGGACGACGCUAGGUCUUGAUCGCGUGCAGCAGUUGGCAGAGAACACUUUGUAUUUCCGUCGGAGAAUGACAGAGAUGGGCUUUAUCAUCUACGGCAACAACGAUUCGCCCGUAGUUCCCAUGAUGCUCUACAUGCCGGCCAAGAUAGGGGCUUUUGGUAGAGAGAUGCUGAAGAGGAACAUCGGGGUGGUGGUGGUGGGCUUUCCAGCCACACCCAUCAUUGAGUCCAGAGCACGAUUCUGUAUCUCUGCCGCUCACACCAAAGACAUGCUCGACACGGCCCUGAGUGUGAUCAGUGAGGUAGGAGACCUGCUGCAGGUCAAGUACUCCAGACACAGGAGACUUCCCUCUAUGGACCAAGUCGUCGACCAUAGCAUCUACGACCAGAUACAAGACAGAGUGGACUAGACCGGAUCGGACCAGAUUGGACUGGCAGUCUUCCACACCCAGAACCAAAAUGUGCACUGCUCCUCUCUCUGAGCUCGCCUUGACAUCACAGAACCACUUGAUUCAUCUAACACAAGGUUUUAACUUUCACACGCCUGCCUUAUUUUACCAGGAAACUCACUGCAUCAUGGCGAAGAAGGAAAGAAAACACAGAAAACGUUUCUUUUUUUAAAUGAUUAUUUCUUACCUCUGUUUUGUCUUAAAUAAUGUUGUGUCUGUUUCUUAAUUUAUUGUGGCAUUUUAUUUCUGAAGGAUUAGUAGAGGACUGCUUAUGUAUGCUUAUAGCUGCUUUAUGUCAUACCUAUGUCAUGUCAUCUCUCAGACUAGGUGUGUUUGGGAGAAACGGUGUGAUUUGGAAAGACCAACCUAACUGUAGCUUACGAAGCUUUUGGGAAACUCAUCCCGAACCGAGGUAUUUGAAACUUUCGGAGGGGAGAUGGGGGGUUGAAGAAAAACAGCAACAACAAGAAUCAACACAAACAAACAAACUCAUGGUGAUUUCUAAAGCCUGGUUUUGAAAAUGAGGUCAUAAAACACGCAGUGAGUUUCCGGUAGAAGUUGCCCUUAGGUACAGAUCUAGGACCAGCUUACCCUCCACAAAUCCUAUCCUUACCCAUUGGGGGUGAAACGUAUAUCUGACCUUAGAUCAGUGUCAAGGGGCAACAUCAUCCUACUCUACUCAGUAAUGGUAUUGCUAUGAAGUACGGUGUAGGAGUGCUUUGCGAUGCAUGUUUGGUGUAACCGACUCCGGAGCCAAACUUAGCCAUUGUAACUUGCAGCCAGGAACAGUGUCUUACUUGAAUCUCUAACUAUUGUUUCUCUUUACCAAAGUAUUUAUGAUUUAAUUUUAUUUACAGAUGACUAUAUCUCAUAAUAGGGCAGAGUGAGAGACGUUGUACCAAGACCUUUACUUUCAGAUGAGCUAUGUGCACAUCACUCCUCCUCGCUCGUUUCCACUAGCCCUUGGUUCCGGGGGGUUCCGGGGGGGCUUACUGUGGAAUAUGCUUUGACUGGAUCAAAUGUCAGGACAGACUUAGUCUUAACCAAACGUGUGUGUGUGUGAGAGAGAGAGAGAGAGUUGUUUAAUGUACAUAUGUAUUUAUUUAUUCAUGUUUCCAUGUUUUUUUUCUCAAUUUGGAAUUUAAAAAACAAUUUUAUCACUGGCAGCUCUGAAACCAUGUCCUGCAUCCGCAUACUUUUACACCUCUCUGACCGACCACCUGCCCUCAGUGCAAUCACUACUGAUGAGUAUUUUAUUGUUUGGCACACCUUACCGAUGCAUGUACAUUAUGACGUAGUCAGUGACGCUGCUAGUACACCAAGAAACAAGGUGCUCAACUGUACACACUCCUUUCUGUGGCUUUGUCUUUUAUUUUUUUAUACAACCUGAACUCAUUCCAAAAUUACUGAUUUAAUGUAUGAACUUGUCAUAUCUUAUCAAGGACAUGUUCUGUUUAUGUGUCAAAUAUAUAUAUAUAUAUAUAUAUAUUAUUUUUCUUUCUUUGAGAUAUUAUUAAUAUAAGUGACCUGCAAAGAGCUGGAGGACAGACAUUAAGAUAAUUCAAAUAUUGAAUAUAGAGAAAUUCAUGAAAAUCUAUUUAGUUUUCUUACUGUACAAAGAACUGUCUCGCAAUUGCGAAUGAUUCGACUCAUUCAGCUAGCUAUUUUUUCCUCAAAGGCAAACAGUUAGAAGGACAGUUGAAGUCGGAAGUUUACAUGCACUUAGGUUGGAGUCAUUAAACCUCGUUUUUCAACCACU
Coregonus clupeaformis (lake whitefish) is the source of this 3764-nucleotide messenger RNA. It is a transcript of the gene sptlc2a, whose product is annotated as serine palmitoyltransferase, long chain base subunit 2a. The transcript is spliced from 12 exons. Lineage: Eukaryota; Metazoa; Chordata; Actinopteri; Salmoniformes; Salmonidae. The coding region runs from base 242 to 1966 and encodes 574 amino acids. Gene Ontology annotation, biological process: ceramide biosynthetic process; sphingosine biosynthetic process. Gene Ontology annotation, molecular function: pyridoxal phosphate binding; serine C-palmitoyltransferase activity. Gene Ontology annotation, cellular component: serine palmitoyltransferase complex. The record is from RefSeq and is a predicted model, not a curated record.